UUUCGAACAUACCUCACCCAGAACAGUGGGGCUGCUGAAGCGCUUGCGCUGACACGAUCGUGUCGGGCAGCAGUAAGGAUGGAUACGCCUGAUAUUAUUCAUUUUUCUAACAACAAACCUCCCCUUCGACCGCCCCCCCCCUUCGACCGCGUUUGACUCGAUGCGGUGCAGCGACAUUUCCUUAUGGCUAGGCGGAAUCGAGCCCACCGACUUGACAGCUUCCGACGACGCCCGUCCAGCGAAGCGAAAACGAAGUCUUGGCGACUUUCAUACACCACCAGACUCGUUACCCGCCGGCCUGGCGCCCGCGCAUGAGGGACAAGUGACACCCAAGAGCAGAAAUGGGAGCAGGAGCGGGCGGACACAAGAUGGCGAUGCCGACCCGAACGAAACACGGCGCCCACUGAGUGUCCCGCUCGGCCGACCACUGCAGCUACGACGGCUCCGGUCCGCCUCUUCUUCCGACAUUACCGAUAGCUCCAACACCCACAGCGUUGAGUCUUCGACUACCAAAAAACGAAACAAGAUGUACGAGAUCAGGUCUGGGUUCAGGGUUCUCCCUUUUAGCACCCGCGAUUCUCGAACUGGCGACCAGGGCGCACUCGUGGCCGACUUUUCCCGCAUCUCCAAUGGCCGGCAAGGCUUCAUCUCGCGGACGAGGCAAAGAGACAUCGAGGAGGACGCAGCACGUACGGGCGUCUUGGAGGAACUCCCGCUCAACCCAUACUUUGACGCGGUGGAGGGAGGACAGCGACAAACGGGCGAGAUGUCGGAAAGCAUGGAGUCGCCCGGUAUAUGUGAGGUGCGAAAUAUACAUCGGACGGCGGUCGAAUAUGAGUAUUUGGGACAAGAUGAAGCGGCUUGGAAUGCGGCCGUGCAUUAUCCUCUGCUCCGACUGGCCAUGGGAUACGAGAUGCUUGUCGACGUGGUGCCUUGCGCCUCAGCCACUAUUCUUGAUGACUUUGUUCCCACAGGCACUCUAAACGGAAACAAGGUCGACUUCUGCCUUGCGUUCAACCCGCGGUGGCCGCUGCGACCCGGCAAAGUGGGGAAGACAACAGCCUCUGAGGCCAUUAACAAGGUCCGUCUCCAAACAGAUGACAUUUGCGUCAACCACACAGACUUCAGUCCCCUCCUCGAAAGCCCCAUCGCCGUCAGCAUCAAGGCGAAGCGGGCGGACGGUCCGGGGACCAGGGACGCGCAGAGACAGCUGGGCAUUUGGCAGGUUUCCCAUUGGGUUUAUCUGGAAAGCAUGGCAAGCAGCAUGGACGGCUUGGAUUUUCUCCCCUCGAUCCACGUCGUGGGGCACAAGUGGGAGUUUACCGCGUUUAGCAUGAAGGACGGGACGCCCAGGCUCUGGGCCGGGUUCCCCAUCGGGGACACCACCACUGUCUUUGGCGUCUACCGUAUCAUUUGGUGUCUCCGGCGGCUUGCGCGGUACUCGGUUGAAAAAUACUGGCCCUGGUUCAACAAGGCGAUUCUUGAGCAGGCGAUUCUUGAGCAGGAUUGACAUUAUGGGUAAGUCGUGACGGGGAUGUUUUCCGGCCAUGUUGGUAUCCAUUGUUCGAGCUAUUUAUAUUUUCGAAACGCGUAGGCUUAGAUGUACCGAAUUCAAGGCUCGAGGCAGCUCAUGGCCGGCCCCAAACUUCACUUUUUAUACGGAUUCUUUGAUUCAACGUUCCGUUCAUCCACCCCUUGUCCGCCCUCUUCUCGGACCAAUCACAGCGUCGGCAGACGGCGUGCCUCGACCUUCUCACCCUCGAUGGCCAGCGAUGGUGUUGCGAGGCUGCCACCAUGGGGGCCCGACGAGGCCGUCGUGCAGCCGACAGGCCUGCGGUCCUUGCUCGCCGUGUGCCUCCACGUGACUCCCCCUGACACUAGGCAGACUCGGAUCGCACUAGCAGUGAGCGGGCUUGGCUCCCUCAUGGCAGAGAGUCUAGUGACUGACUUUGAGCUCAAGGGCUAUACUGGCUUCAUCACCAGCCUGGUUUGUGUUACCAAGUCAUUAUUGUUUGUAUUUAUUGCAAGUCCAGCACCUCGUUCGUUUGCCUGAUGUGAACUAGAAAUGUGUUUUAUGCUCCAGAGCCCAGAGGAGCUGAGAGCAGACCAACCUGGGGUCAUAAAUGCCCUGCUUGUGCCCCUUCUCAUACUAUUUUUGGCCAUCUCUGCCGCCCGCUCGUCUCUACACACUAGCUAG
Molecule: messenger RNA, 2197 nt
Organism: Gaeumannomyces tritici R3-111a-1
Lineage: Eukaryota; Fungi; Ascomycota; Sordariomycetes; Magnaporthales; Magnaporthaceae
Exons: 2
Coding region: 161-1510 (449 amino acids)
Source: RefSeq, a predicted model, not a curated record